GGGGAAAAAAUUAAGUCGGGAGUGAGUUAGUUUCUGAUUGAUUCUGAACCUGGCUGAUUGUGAUCCCGACUGAAUCUGAUAUCGCGGAUUAGCAUCUUCAGGACAGAAAAGGAAGAAAAGAGGAGAUGCGCGGUUCCGGCUUUCCCUUUCCGUUAUUGUUAUUGUUCUUGUUCUUGUUCUUCUUCUUUCUUCUCACUCCUCACCAAGCGCAGGCGCAGGCCGAGCACCACCUCCUCCCACAGUUUAUGCCAGAAGAGUCAUCGGCCGUAUCCCACCGCGCGCUCAUCUUCACGCAGCCGCGGGCCGAGUUCCCAAACUGGCUGCGCGAGAUGACCGGGCUCAGCCGAUGGCCGGGGUUGGACGCGCCGUACGUGCCGGCUAUGAAGUUUGACUUUCGCGGGAUCCCGGAGUAUGCGCGUUACGAUCAGCAGCAUUGUAGUCGGACUUAUGGAGUUAACAGCUGCUCUUUUGAUUGCGGACUGUGUGUAGGGCGCAAUGACAUCCGACACUGCCAUCACCUCCUACAGACCUUCGACGACGGGCCGACGCCAGACACGCCAACCCUGCUGCACUACCUCAAGUCCUCCGGCAGCAAAGUCAGCUUCUUCGUCCUCGGCAUCCAAGUCGUCUCCUUCCCCGACAUCUUCCGCAGCAUGCACCGCGAAGGCCACCUCCUCGCCACGCACACCUACGGCCACGCCCACCUCCCCAGCCUGACCACCCGCGAGAUCGUCGGCCAGCUGCAGUGGUCGAUCUGGGCGAUGAACGCGACCGCCGGCGUCAUCCCGCGCUUCUUCCGCCCGCCGUUCGGCGGCGUCGAUAAUCGCGUGCGCGCGAUCGCAGAGCGCUUGGGACUCACGGUCGUGGUCUGGGACCUCGACACUAACGACUGGCGGCUGAACGACAGGAGUCGGUCGGCGGCCGAGAUUGGCGGGCAGAUCAGGACGUGGCGCGAGGGAGGGGUGAAGGGGAUCAUGCUCGAGCAUGAUACUACGGCGGCGACGGUCGAGGCCGGGGUGUGGAUUUCAAAGUUGGUGGGCAAGACGAAUUAUACGGUUGCGGAUUGUAGGGAGCUGGGGAUGGCGUGGUAUCAGUAGGUGCUGUCUGACUGUUCUGUUCUGGUUCUGACUGUUCUGUGAUGAGAAUUGUAUGAAUAGUAUUACUAUUAGUAUAGUUAUAGAUUAUAGAAGUAUCAAUA
Myxozyma melibiosi is the source of this 1198-nucleotide messenger RNA. RefSeq names its product chitin deacetylase. Gene Ontology annotation, biological process: carbohydrate metabolic process; ascospore wall assembly. Gene Ontology annotation, cellular component: prospore membrane. The record is from RefSeq and is a predicted model, not a curated record. Lineage: Eukaryota; Fungi; Ascomycota; Lipomycetes; Lipomycetales; Lipomycetaceae. Gene Ontology annotation, molecular function: chitin deacetylase activity. The transcript is spliced from 4 exons. Bases 126 to 1097 code for a protein of 323 amino acids.